AUGGCCAUCAUUGCCGAGACCAAAACUGCCCCCACCAGGCUUUUGAUGGUCUCCAUCCCCCGCACAGCAUCCAAUCUGCUUCUGCGAAUCCUGAAUAUCCCCAAGCAGCCCAAUCUGCUGACUACCCCGAAGGGCGGUUACUUCUUCUACCAAGCUUUCCUCGACUCAACCCAAAAUGGCAGCUUGCAAAAUAGACCCGCAGAUCAGUGGACAGAAGAAGAGAAGAGCUCCGUGAGGAGCAGCUGCCAGAACUGUUUCGACAGCUUAGAAGAAUGGUCCUCUCGCGCUGAACAAAGUGAGCAAGUCAUGUUCACUAAGGAGCAUGCCUACUGGCUUUUCAGUCCUGCCACCUUCUUGAAAUCAACGACUGGUCAUCAUGAUGAGGACUUCUUCAAGUCAUUCCAUAUUCAACUCCCCGAGAAGUACGGCAACACCCAGACAUACUCCCCAUCGAACGAAACCAUGUUCCCAGACGAGUACCUCCGCACAUGGCAGAUGGUCUUUAUCAUCCGCCACCCAGCAUUGGCAUGGCCAUCCAUGUACCGCGCAAUGCAGAAGCUGAGUAACCAAGGAAUCCUCGACGAUGACGGCGUGAGGGGCACAUCGGUCACAAAUAUGAGCAUGCGCUGGACCCGCUUGAUGUAUGACUGGUGCAUGGAGCAGCCGGAUGCCCCAGUCCCGCCUCCUGUGGUCGAUGCUCACGACCUGAUCCACAACCCGGAGAUUGUGCUCGAGCUUUGCGAGAAGACUGGACUGGAUAAGAGCGUGGUGCAAUUUGAAUGGAAGAAUGAAACGAAGUCCCAACAUUGGGCGUGUCAUAAGCCAAACGCUGACUCCAACGAGGUGAAGAUGCACCAGUCAGCUGCUCAAGUUAUGCUCUCCACGUUGGAAGACUCAGCGGGUAUCGUCAAGGAUAAGGCCCCGCAGACUAUUGAUAUCUCCGCGGAAGCGGCGAAGUGGAGAGAUGAAUUUGGCGUGGAGGUUGGCGACCUUAUCGAGAAAUGUGUGCACGAUUCGAUGCCGGAUUAUGAGUAUCUGAAGGCUCGACGCAUCGCUCCUUGA
Penicillium brevicompactum is the source of this 1062-nucleotide messenger RNA. RefSeq lists its product as uncharacterized. The coding region runs from base 1 to 1062 and encodes 353 amino acids. The transcript has a single exon. NCBI's taxonomy places the organism in Eukaryota, Fungi, Ascomycota, Eurotiomycetes, Eurotiales, Aspergillaceae. The record is from RefSeq and is a predicted model, not a curated record.